Messenger RNA from Artibeus jamaicensis (Jamaican fruit-eating bat), 1179 nucleotides. It is a transcript of the gene GSTA4, whose product is annotated as glutathione S-transferase alpha 4. Gene Ontology annotation, molecular function: glutathione transferase activity. Gene Ontology annotation, biological process: xenobiotic metabolic process; glutathione metabolic process. NCBI's taxonomy places the organism in Eukaryota, Metazoa, Chordata, Mammalia, Chiroptera, Phyllostomidae. The record is from RefSeq and is a predicted model, not a curated record. Bases 37 to 708 code for a protein of 223 amino acids. The transcript has 6 exons.
CUGCUGCGUGUGUUUUGCAGAGCCUGAAAGACCAUCAUGGCAGAGAAGAAGCCCAAGCUCCACUAUCCGAACGGGAGAGGCCGGAUGGAAACCGUAAGAUGGGUUUUAGCUGCCGCUGGAGUCGAGUUUGAUGAAGAAUUUCUAGAAACAAAAGAGCAGUUGCAGAAGUUGCAGGAUGGUAACCACCUGCUGUUCCAGCAAGUGCCAAUGGUUGAAAUUGACGGGAUGAAGCUGGUGCAGACCCGAAGCAUCCUCCACUACAUAGCGGACAAGCACAACCUCUUCGGCAAGGACCUGAAGGAGAGAACCCUGAUUGACAUGUAUGUGGAAGGGACGCUGGACCUGCUGGAACUGAUUAUCAUGCACCCUUUCCUAAAACCAGACGAUCAGCAGAAGGAAGUGGUUAGCAUGGCCCAGAAGGCCAUCCUUCGAUACUUUCCUGUGUUCGAAAAGGUCCUGAGGGAGCACGGACAGAGGUUCCUCGUUGGUAAUCAGCUGAGCCUUGCGGACGUGGUUCUCCUCCAGACCAUUCUGGCCUUGGAGGAGAAAAUUCCCAAUAUCCUGUCAUCAUUUCCUCACCUGCAGGAGUACACAGUGAAGAUGAGUAAUAUCCCUACUAUUAGAAAAUUCCUUGAACCUGGCAGCAAGAAGAAGCCUCCUCCUGACGAGAUCUACGUGAGAACCGUCUACAACAUCUUUAUGCCGUAAAGCAACGCGGGCGUCUGUGAGUGAGAACCGCCCCUAGAGUUUGCCGUGUCCACAGUAGUAUCUUGAUGCCAGGCUGCCGUGACCCCAGCUCCGUCGUGGUGCUCUGUAUAGUGGUUCCUAAGUUGGGUCUUUCAUGUCAAGGACGUCUCUUCUAGAAACAUUGACAUCUUUUUUUGUCCAGUGAAUAAUGUUACGGACCUGUUUCUGAAAACCUUUUUGGAGAGGCUGGCAUUUAAGUUAGACCUGAUCCGAACUCACUUCCUGACAACAGGGGAGGGCGGGACUUCCUGUUCUCCCCUGAGCUUCUUCUCUCCUCUCCUGAGCCCAUUCUAAACCCCAUCUGGUCUCUUCCUCGUGUUUAGUGUCUAGUAACAACAGAAUAUCUAGUGACCAUCUCCCCUCUGAGCUAUUAGAAAUCCAUGGUAGUAAUGAAUGUGGUUGAUAUAAGCCAAAAUAAAGAAUUACAAAUCA